GACUGGAAAAUAAAAAUCUUUUCUCAGAAACGAACAAACGCGGGUUUAACCCUAUUUUAAACUAUUUUACCCACGCGGGAUUAAUGUUUAUUGAUUCCCGUUUAUUUUCCCCUCACGACGCAUGUUCGCGGUAAUAUCGCGCUCGGUUAAUAAAAGCAUAUUUUCGGUAACUACGAGGUGGAACUUAAGAUUUGUAUAUUAAUUUUUUACGUUAGCGUAAAUUCCGCAAUGGCGGAGGGAGUCGCAGCCGCUGCCGGAGCUGGGGCCGACGCAAACACAGCUGGAAACCCGACAGAAGUCGCUAUGGCAUAUUUACAGGACGAGAAGACUGAUGCAGACAUGGCUAGCCUGAAUUUGGGAGAGCUGGAUAUCACCACAGAUGAGUUUAUCCUGGAUGAAGUGGACAUUCACAUUCAGGCCAACCUGGAAGACGACCUCGUGAAGGAAGCGCUCAAAACGGGUGUCGACCUCCGUCAGUACUCCAAACAGGUGGAGGCAGAACUGCAGAGGAUUGAACAGGCCUCCAUCAAAGACUACAUCAAGGAGAGUCAGAACAUCGCUCUCCUGCACAACCAGAUCACUGCCUGUGACUCCAUACUGGAGCGUAUGGAGGGCAUGCUGAGCGGCUUCCAGAGUGACCUGUCCUCAAUCAGCAGCGAGAUCCAGACCCUGCAGCAGCAGUCAGUCAGCAUGAACGUCCGGCUGAAGAACAGGCAGGCCGUCCGCAGCCACCUCAGCCAGCUGGUGGAUGAGCUGGUGGUGCCCGGUGCCAUGAUCUCCACCAUCCUGGAGAGUCCCGUGACCGAGCAGGAGUUUCUGGAGCAGCUCCACGAGCUCAACACUAAGAUCAACUUUGCCAAAGAGCUAAGCUUCAGAGAGACGCUGGCCUGCGCCGACAUCCAGGACAUCGUCGACCGCCUCAAACUCAAGGCGGUGUCAAAGAUCAGAGAGUUCAUUCUUCAGAAGAUUUACUCCUUCAGGAAACCGAUGACCAACUAUCAGAUCCCACAGAACACUCUGCUGAAAUACAGGUUUUUUUACCAGUUCCUUCUGGCUAAUGAGAGAACGGUCGCAAAGGAGAUCAGAGACGAGUACGUGGACACGAUGAGCAAGAUUUACUACAGUUACUUUAAGUCGUACAGCGGCAGGCUGCUAAAAGUGCAGUAUGAAGAGGUGGCAGACAAAGAUGACCUGAUGGGAGUGGAGGACACAGCCAAGAAAGGCUUCUUCUCUAAACCAUCUUUGAAGAGCAGGAACACUAUAUUCACUCUGGGCCAGAGGGGGGCCAUACUGAGUCCGGCCGAGCUGGAGGGGCCCAUCCUAGUUCCACACACGGCUCAGAGAGGAGACAGCAGGUAUCCCUAUGAGACGUUGUUUCGCAGCCAGCACUAUGCUCUGCUGGACAACGGUUGCAGAGAAUACCUCUUCCUGUCCGACUUCUUCAUGGUGGCAGGAAACUCUGCCCUCGACCUUUUCAACAGCAUCAUGGGAAAAACUCUCAGCAUGUUCCUGAAGAGCAUGUCCACCUACGUGUCCGACUGCUACGACAGCAUCGCCAUCUUCCUGUGCAUCCACAUCAUCCUCAGGUUUAGAGCCAUCACGGCCAAGAGGAACAUCCCCGCUCUCGACAAGUACUGGGAGGCGGUGCUGGAGCUGCUGUGGCCGAGGUUUGAGCUCAUUCUGGAGAUGAACAUCAGCAGCAUCAGAAACACAGACCCUCAGAAACUGGGAGUACUGGACACCAGACCGCACUACAUCACUCGCCGUUAUGCAGAGUUCUCUUCAGCCAUCGUCAGCAUCAACCAGACAUUCCCCAACGAGAGGACCAACGCUCUGCUGGGACAGCUGCAGAUUGAGGUCGAAAACUUUGUGCUUAAGAUGGCGGCAGAAUUCCCCUCGAGGAGAGACCAGCUCAUCUUCCUCAUCAACAACUACGACAUGAUGCUCAGCGUCCUCAUGGAGAGGGCAGCAGACGACAGUAAGGAGGUGGAAGGUUUUCAGCAGCUGCUGCUGGCGAGAACGCAGGAGUUUAUCGAGGAGAUUCUCUCACCGCCCUUCGGGGGGCUGAUCGCCUUUGUGAAGGAGGCCGAAGCGCUAAUGGAGAAAGGGCAGCUUGAGCGACUGAAGAAUGAUGAAGCUCGAAUCACUCAGCUGGUUCGGGGGUUUUCCAGUACAUGGAAACAAUCGGUGGAGGCGAUGAGUCAGGAUGUCAUGAGGUCCUUCACCAACUUCAAGAAUGGAACCAGCAUCAUCCAGGGGGCCCUGACCCAGCUGAUCCAGUACUACCACGGCUUCCACAAGGUCCUGAACCAGCCAACGUUCCGCAGCCUGGCCGUCCGCUCCGAGCUCAUCAACCUGCACCACCUCAUGGUUGAGGUCAAGAAGCACAAACCCAACUUCUAACAUUUUCUGCAAAGUUUGGAAAGCAUUAAAAAGACUUCUUUUGUCUCCAGAUGAAGGAGUCGUAUCACAGAUCAGAGAGGGGCGGACUGCCUCACUGAAUGUUUUUUUUUUUUUUUAAAUUCCAUGACUUUAUAAACUUUAACAAAACCAACAAAUCUUGGACACACUUGGUCACUUUGUUGCUGACAUUUUGACUCUCAGACCUUUGUCAGGUGAAGUAUUUGAUCAGUCUUGCGCUAACAGUGUGUGCAGGGUUCUUUGGCUUCUGUUGCUGUCUAAGUAAUCGAGUUGAAUGAAGAAUAAAACUGGAAUAAUAGUGUUUCCCAGAGGUUUCCAGUAAAGCGCCGAGAAAACACUCCUUAAUGGACCAACGGUUCUUGGUCUAAAUUCUUUUAUCAUGAAACACUGAACAGGCUUUUCCUUCACUGCUGGUUAUUUAAAGCGAGACUGUGUAGCUUUCAGUAAACAGUGACAGCUUUAAUCACCCAGAUUCAGUUCAGCUCUUUGCAGGAGUCUGAGUUGUUUCAAAGGGUGCUCAGUCUUGCUUUUAACUUCAGUGAAAGGAAACACGUUUGUUAUGAUUUCUAACACUGUACCGAUCACACAGGAGGAAUUCUUUGGAACGUGUUACUUGAAAAAACUGAGCACUCAACUCAGACUGACGGUUAAAGGAUUAAACUUUCCUUCGUGUCAACAAAUCCCACAUUUCGACUGAAACCAUCGGCGAUCAGUCGAAACGUUCUCACUUCCCCCUCUGUCAGCCCACCGGCUUCAUUAUAAAUAUGAACAGUAGCUGCGUUUAGACUUCAGCAGGUCUGUUUGGUUCAAAGUUUCCACCUGAAAAAUGUAGUCAACAGAGUCAAAAACUGCAGUACCUCUAAUGUCCACUUGAGUGUGACUCCCAACAGUGAGUCAGUCCCUGUUUACAGAAACUGCUUUGGUCUAAUUUCACCCUUCAUAACAGCUGCAUGGGGGAAGAUGUUUUUAUGAUUCACCUGUUUGAAUUAGAUUAAAUUUGCAUUAUUAGGGGCGUGGCCUCUUUGACAGGUGGAUGGUGACACAGCUGCUAGCUUUCUGCUAGUCUUCACUCAGCUAACUGGAGUCCCUGAAUUGGACCUGUGGACUGUGUUUAUGCUACUUGACCAAUAAUACGGCCGCUGAUGAGCAGACAUCGAAUUUCAGCUGCAGAUGAAUCCACAUUUGGGAGCAGGAGAGUGUUUUAAUACAUUUAUUGGUGGUUUUGGUCUUUUUAAUGGGAUUUGAUGAUAAAAGGGUCCUUUUUGAAGACUCACUCCUUCAGUUUGGUGAACACCACGGAGGGAGUGUGUGUUCAUGCUGUUGUGUGCCUUUGCUCUUUAAUCGAGCUGUACAGUCAUUGUGUUGGUGUUAUUUGUGUGAAUCUGUAUGUGAAG
Molecule: messenger RNA, 3815 nt
Organism: Archocentrus centrarchus (flier cichlid)
Lineage: Eukaryota; Metazoa; Chordata; Actinopteri; Cichliformes; Cichlidae
Gene: vps52
Product: VPS52 subunit of GARP complex
Exons: 20
Coding region: 229-2403 (724 amino acids)
Biological process (GO): lysosomal transport; retrograde transport, endosome to Golgi; Golgi to vacuole transport
Cellular component (GO): GARP complex
Molecular function (GO): syntaxin binding
Source: RefSeq, a predicted model, not a curated record